Molecule: messenger RNA, 4438 nt
Organism: Anarrhichthys ocellatus (wolf-eel)
Lineage: Eukaryota; Metazoa; Chordata; Actinopteri; Perciformes; Anarhichadidae
Gene: adisspa
Product: adipose secreted signaling protein a
Exons: 5
Coding region: 1187-1723 (178 amino acids)
Source: RefSeq, a predicted model, not a curated record
AUUGGUCAUAUGAUUGAUCUCAUUUCACUGCGCCUUUGAGAGAUGCUCGUGUGUCUGUGCUUUGACCGGUCGAGACACUUUCAUAUUGUUGCCAGUGCGUGCAGUAUGGCUCAUUCUAACAUUAUGCGACCACGCCUUAAGUACGAUGUGCUCAAACACGUCACGUACAGUUGAGAAGGAGGGAUGCUCGUGCGUUGUGAGCAGAGGUGUAGCCAUGAAGGAGACGUCCUCCUCGCUUCACUGUAGACUGUGAAGGGACUAUGUUUGAGGCCCAGGCCCCUUACUUUGGUCCAAGUGAAUCAGGAGUGUUCACGUCAUUUCUUUUCAUAAUGGUUAAAACAAUCACAAAUGUAAGGAGAACAUAUUAGUUUGUUUUCUUCUCAGUAGCUGCAGUCGGUACUAUGUAUAGAGACACUGUAUACUUUAAAGCCACAUGAUGAGAGAGAAACAUCUGAUUACAAAGAGACUUGUUCUGGCUAAGAAAAGCUGUUAGUGAUUUGUAUUGACAUAAAAUGUUCACAAAUACCUUUUGGAGCGAGAAGUACCAUUAUAUGAAAACAAUUUAAACUUGAUAAAGAAUGCAUUAUUGCAGGAUCUAAAUGGCAUUUCAUCCCAUAUGCUAUUCACAAAAUAAGAUGUCUGUCUUUCUUAUUACAGUUCCUCACUAUCUUAGUCACCCACGGACUAGAAGCUUAAAGCUGCACUACUGCAUUGCAACUUUAAAGAUUUCACCUCAUAAAGACAUCAUUUGAUUUUUGAUUUAAAAAACUUGUCAAAAACAACCAUAGUCUGAUCUGUUGACCAAUGAGCAGUUAGGACUUGCUUUAGGACACCUUCAGUGCGGCAAUGAGCAAGUGAUGCUCUUUCACUUUCCUGACCUCCGAUUCUGUAAAAUGAAGCCGAUGCUUCUUGUCCUAAAGCUGCAUUCUCUCUACUGUCCAUCAGGGGGCGACUCCUCUGGUUGUAUAGAAGUCUAUGAGAAAAUGACUCUACUUCUCUCUGGAUUUAUUACCUCAGUAAACAUUGUAAACAUGAGUUUUUACUGUGAACUGUCAGACCUCACAGGCAUGGCACCGUCUCUCUCUCUGUUGUCCUCUCUUGUCUUUGUCUGUCCUCAUACUCUGGAGGUCAGUGAUGACAUCUCUCAGGCAUUGUCUGACACUUCCCAAUUCCUAACCGCAUUACCAUGGCAACAGGAAGAAAAGGCUCCACCUCCAAGGCCUGUGGGGUGCGUUUCCCUGACGACAACGAGCCCCCCGGCUCUCCAACACGGAGAGACGACGAGUCAAACCUCUGCACUCUCGUUGCUAUCCUAGAGAAGGAUGGCAGCUACUUGGUCAAGGCUGGUUUCCUGAAGUGCCACCACUGCUAUGAGGUUGUCUUCACCGUCCCAGAUGUCCCCACUCUGGGCAAAGAGCUCUCUUGUCUCCCUUCCUCCUCUCCAACUCGGAGGUUCCCCAACCUGCGGGUCCAUCGUAUUAACUCCACAGUGGAGGGAGGAGUAAAGGUAACGUGUGAGUACAGGACUCACCAGGAGGGGGUGCUGCAGGAGGAGAUCACUCUGGUAACCAGAGGGAGAAAAGGCAGCAGUCUGAAGGUCAGAUUCCAGGCCAAGGUCAUCGACCCACAUCACGGGACUCCCAUGCUGCUGGAGGGGGUGAGGUGUCUGGAUGCUCAGAAACACACCCACAGAAAGGACAGCAGCGACCGUGAGAGGAUAUGAUAAAAAUGAUACACACACAUAAUGUACAUGUGUCUACCACAGCGUUAUUCAGAGUCUGGGUCAGGGCCCAACACCAAAUUUGAAACCACUUCAUUGGACUUUAUAAGAAAUAAUGGGUCUGUGAUGCUAUGUUUUGCUAUUGUGGCAUUUCUAAAUAUUUGUCAGAAAAUGAGAACCUGUCAAAAACAGUGUCACAUAAAAUAUGUGCUUGAUGAUGAGGCUCUUCCACAAAAACAGGUUGAAUACCAGUCUGCAGCUCUGGAUGGGCCUUUAUCAGUUCAGAUAGCCAGGAGCCUCUGUUGGUGGAGGUACAGCGACCAGCACUCAACAGGAGCCAGCGCACACACACACACACACACACACACACACACACACACACACACACACAUCAAGCCACAGCUUGGAAAAGUAAAAGUAAUGAUCAGAGCCACACAUACGGCAAUAGACUGUAAAGUAACUGAAAAGAAAAGCAGCCCAACCAAGAAAAACUCAGAUGUUCUCAUAAUGUCCCCGUUCAUCAAAAUGUCAGUGGUGGUUUCACGAGUGUUGCUGAUCAAAGGCAGUCAUUUCUCUGUUAGAGACUUGAAGGCUUCAAAGAGCCAGCUGGCCUGGAGUCACUCACAUGUCUGAGGUAUUCUCUUAUGUUGACUACCUGCAGCCAGUAAGCAUGAAAUGCAUAAUAAGUCAAAUCUCAAUAUAGAGUUAGCUCAAAUCUACAAGAUGUAGUUAGCAGGGUUUGUGCAGGAUGACACUCUGUUUCCCAUGGCGUCCACCUCUUACUGCACCUCAUUAUUGCACAAAUACUAAUGUCAUUGUAGAAGGAGAAUUGAUUCGACUUUGGUGACGACACUUGUUCAAGUGCACUGUGGCAACAUGGCACUGUUUGCAAUAAGAGGCACUUGACUGUUCAGCAGCUUCCUUGAUAACCAGUCCACCCUGUGCUAUCAGGUGACAUGAUGGUAUGUUAUUCCUGUACUUCUAAGUAGCCAUAGAUGAAAAGAUUUCCAUAGAACUACACUGUCUGUUGUAUGUAUUUUAACUGUGGCUGGAAAUGUAACAUGUAAAAUAUAAUAUGUAUAGUAUAACGUUAAACAGCACGAUACUAGUAGAAUGAGUCAGCUUAAUAAGCAGAAAGUAUUAUCCAAAGACUUGACUGAUUGUGUUGUAGAACAGAAAAGACAAACAGUUUAUCUCUGGGCAGGAAAUGCCAUUACUGGUAUAUUUUAUUAUUAUAUUAUAUUUUAUACCUAAGAGUACUUUACAUUUUCUGUUCAGUCAAAAAACAUUUAUUUGCCUUAAGCAUCUUUUCUGUUGACAUCAGCAUAGCCUUCUUCAUGUGUAUUAUGACAGCUUACAUCAAAUAUUACAAUAAUAUAUCAUGUUUGAGGUGUUUUAAAUAUACUAUUAAUGCUGUAACAGUAAACAAGAUUGCAGUUUUCCCCUUUAUUUGCAUGAUUAAUACUGUAUGUCACAAAGUGUAACCAAUUCAACUGCCCCGACCAAAUAACGAAGUUCUGAAAAAGUGUUUACGAUACUUACAGGUUUUGUUCAGCAGGAUAAUUUUCAUAAAUGUGCACCACUUUUAUGAUUUUUGAAGCAUGAAUACAAUCAGCAGACAUAAAAAGCUAACGUUAGGCUAUAAAGGAACUACAACACGGUCACAUGACUUCACGUCUCCACCACUAAGCUAAAGGAGGACGAGGGAACUGGAGGUGCAAACAUGUUGAGUCAUUUCCUGUUUUAACUGGAAAGAGUGUAUUUUUUAAUCACAAGUAGUGACAUUUAUUUAGACUAGAAGACAUGACCUAAUAAAUAUGGAACCUACUAAAUAUACCUUAGCAACCUACAAUGACAACUGUCCCCACAAAAUGUAGCUAAUUGCAUCACAUAGUUUUCAGAUGAGCAGUUAGCAGCUAGCCCAUUAGCGGCUGAUUGUACUAGUCAGAGGCUGCUCAGCUCCAAACUAUGAUGUACUUAAAAGCUGUUCACCAUUAAAGCUCUGAGUCUAAACCUCCAGGAUUUAUGUCUGUUUAGUAGUUUGACCCGUCAGUCUACAAAUCUAACAGCGACGUUAGCUCAAGCAGAGAGAGAACAGAGCUGUCAAUAGUAUCAUUAGGGUCCUUGGUCUGAUUGCUCUUGGACUAAGGUAGAUAACUAAGUUAUCAAUGAAUAUGACAUCACCUUUGAACAUUGACGAUUAUAUUAAAAAAAUAAGUCAAUUAUACCAGUACCACAUUAGCAGUGUACUACUACAUCAUAAUUACUAAAGGUAAGAUCAGUUUUUGUUUAUGUCACUAGUUUAUUUGGCCCGAGAAGUUGAAGUUUUUAUUGACAAUAAUUGCAAUUUAAAUCACAAUAUUUUUUCCCUCAAAUUGUUCAACCCAAGUGGCCGUUUAGCAAAGCUUAGCUAAGGCUAGUAGCUUCAUAGUAACACCAGUGGCCUGUUACUCAACAUGAAUGUUUACUGGAAGUGUUAGAAUGGAGCUCCAAUGCUUCUGAUCUAAAGACACAUUAACGACCAAACAUGACAAGUGCGAAGACAUUUCCUGUUUGUUUAGACAUUGUUGAUGGUGGAAGUGCUGCUGUAUGUGGUGCUCUGACUGUGACCUGUCACCAUAUGUUUGUGUCAUUUUGCACUUGUGCCCAUCAAGACAAUACCGCUUGUUCACUUGAUGUCAAUAAAGUAUCCUCUCACAUGUGUACUGUACAAGCUCA